AGAAUUUGUCUACGGUGCGUUAGUUGUGAUUCAAACCAUGGCUCUAACUCAGCCAAAACUGUCAGACUACUUUGCUUCAAUAAGUCCACUGACGAGCAGAAUGGUGGAGGAAGCUAAGGAAGUCAUUUGCAGAGAAGGUGAACACUGGAACCAAAUGAACCAGGAAGAAAAGGAUCUUGCCAUGGACAAUCACUUUCUUAGCUCUACUAUUAGUUCUCAGUACGAAAAUACGAGUACAUUAGAUUGCGGAGACGUCAGAGAGCUAACACUGGAUAAGAUUUUCCCCAGAUUGAAACUGCAGAGGGGACAAGAAACUGUUCAUUACAAAGAAGGAGAUCGAGAGGAAGCUAUAACAUACAAAGAUGAAUUUUCUGGAGACUUUUGUUGGGAAACAAAAAGUCAAAUGGAGUUUAAGUUGGAUACAGUACAUUUACCAGGGAUCUUCCACACUACUCCACCACCCUCCAGGCGAAGCAAGACAGGUCAUAAACCCUCCAGAAAGCAUUCCUUUAAAAAGAACAGAAAGGAGGCUAGAUUAUCUGAGCCUGAAUCUUUGGUGUCAGAGACACGAAGUUCUUCAGUGAGACCACUAUCAGAUGAAUCAAUUGGUACUGAUUGUCAGUCUCCACUGACUGCCUCAUCUACUGAACGAACAUCAAGAGCAGCUUCACAAGGAAGUUAUGACAGUGGAAGGGCAUCAGUGCCUCCGAGUAGUGUCAGAACAUCCCAGCAUUUGACUAAUGAUAAUGACUCCUUCGGUGAAUUGUUAUCAUCAUUGGUGUCCCAGCAAGGAAAGAGAAGGUCUACAGAAGAGGGCAAAGGUGUACCAUCACAACCUGCAAGUAACAACAGGAGUGCAAAGUCAAUUGAUGCAUCUCGGAGCACUAAUCCACCAUUACCUAAGGCAGCAGCAGAGACAGUGCAGGUGACUGCCAGUAAAGUUGACACUAAGCCUGUUAAAGCACGUGCCACACCUGAGGUUGGCAGCACUGGGACAAACACAAAGCAAACAUCAACAUUUGACUUCCUCAGCAACUGGUAGCCUCACAGCAAUCAAGAAACAUUCAUUGGAUGCAAUGUGUAAUGUAGCUUACAAGAUGCCAGUGCUUUAGUGCUACGUAACGUACUGAUUAUAUAUCACAGC
Corticium candelabrum is the source of this 1144-nucleotide messenger RNA. RefSeq lists its product as uncharacterized. The transcript is spliced from 3 exons. The coding region runs from base 38 to 1042 and encodes 334 amino acids. Lineage: Eukaryota; Metazoa; Porifera; Homoscleromorpha; Homosclerophorida; Plakinidae. The record is from RefSeq and is a predicted model, not a curated record.